This is a messenger RNA of Heterobasidion irregulare TC 32-1, 438 nucleotides long. RefSeq lists its product as uncharacterized. The record is from RefSeq and is a predicted model, not a curated record. The coding region runs from base 1 to 438 and encodes 145 amino acids. Lineage: Eukaryota; Fungi; Basidiomycota; Agaricomycetes; Russulales; Bondarzewiaceae. The transcript has 3 exons.
AUGAAGUGCGUUGAGCGGCUUAGCGCGCGCGCAAGCGAUCUCGCCAGCGCGACUGAUCCACGAUAUGCAAGUGAUAUGCACGGCGGGCAGCGCGCCGAGGGCGCGGUGGUAGCUAUCGUAAAGCGGCGUCGCAAAGCUGUGCAAGGGCGCGCGAGCGAGGGCCGCGCGUUUACUCUCUGUGUCCCUGCCUCUUGGCGCGCUCCGCGGUAUGGAGUCACCGCACACGGGUACACUGCGCUCUGCACUUCGGUCCCUCCCUCUGCGUGUCUCUCACUCACGUCGCUCCCGCGUGUCCGCGAUCCAUCUGGCAAGCCUAUGUACCGCCAAGUCCUCGAGCGGCUCGUAAACGAUACGCAUCUCUCCCGCUCUCGUCUCUUGUUACUCGUCCGCUCGCCGCGCGCGCUCAGGCGGUUCGAGUGGACUAAGGUCUGGCGCUAG